This is a messenger RNA of Sarcophilus harrisii (Tasmanian devil), 3098 nucleotides long. RefSeq names its product sodium/potassium/calcium exchanger 1-like. The record is from RefSeq and is a predicted model, not a curated record. NCBI's taxonomy places the organism in Eukaryota, Metazoa, Chordata, Mammalia, Dasyuromorphia, Dasyuridae. The coding region runs from base 316 to 2166 and encodes 616 amino acids. The transcript has a single exon.
GGCAGGCUGGGGGCAGCACUUCCUGUUCAGCCUCACUUCCCUACAGCCUCACCUUGGCUCAGGCUGAGCUCGGGCCUGUGGCGCUGGCUCCCGCCCUCCCACCCUCCCACCCUCCCUCUCUCGUCACCUUCCUUCCUCAGGGCUCUGGGGGCCCCCCAGAGAGGGAGCGGGGGGGCAAAGAGUCCGAAAGGCUCCCCACACCCAGAGGGACGCCCCUCCCCCGGGCCAGGGGCCCCUGUGGAACUUUGAGGCCUACCUGGCAGCCGAGGCCCAGGCCUGCCCCACCACCAGCCCGGAGGCAGGCCCGCCGCCUCGAUGGGGACCCUGCUGAGGAGGAACCAGGAGCCUGCCUCCCUGCUUGGGGAGAGCUCGGAAAGGGGAGAAGGGGCUGCCGAGGACCGCAGGCCUGAGGGGGGCCAGAGUGUGGCAAGUGGAGAAAGCUCUGUGGAGCCGCAGAAGGCGGACAAGGGGGAAAGUGAGGAGCCAGAGGGGGACAAGGCGGGCGAGAAGGCCUCUCGGGAGGAAGGGACUGUGGGCGAGGAGAGGAAGAUGGCUGCCCCAGGGGCACUGGCGGAACUAGAGAGCUCCAAGAUGGAGAAGGCCUCAGUGGGGGAGAGGAGCUCCCUGGGGACCAAGAGCUCCAUGGGCAUCAAGACCUCGGUGGGCUGGGACACAUCUGUCACUGGGGAAACCUCCCAGAGAAGGAAGAGCUCCCUCAUCAGAAAGCAUCUGGCAAAUGAAAGUCCUGGCAAGAAGCUGGGCCUUAACGCCGGCAAGCAGUUUCUGAUAAGAAAGAUAAAAAGAAAGAAUUCUUUAAGCAGCAAGAGUUCUGGGGCUAAAAAGAGUAUUUUGGCAGACAGCACUUCUGUGGCCGGGGGGAAAGUGAUUACCAGGGACACUCCGAGGGGGAGCAGGAAAUAUUUACGAAGGAGGCGAUCAAUAAAAAGGAAGACAGGGAGGAAACAAUCUCUGGGAUCAUCGAGGAGUUCCAAAUUGCACGGUUCUGUAGAUGAAGGGAGUGAUACAGAAGAAAAGGAUUUUGUGAAAGAAGCUGAUUCUGUGGGAGGGGAGCCUCCUGUGAAGGAGGGGAGUCAUGUCGAAAGAAAGAGUUCUAUCAAAAGCAAGGUUGUGGAAGGGGAGAGCUCUAAUAAUGAGGAGACUCCAGGGACAGGCAAGAGCACAACUGAAGAGGAAACUUCUGAGAGCACCGAGAGCUCUUUGGAAGAAGAGGUGGUUCUGAAAGUGGAGGGGGUUCCAGUGGGAAUUGAAAGUUCAGGUGAAGAAAACAAAUUUAAAAAGGAGAGUUCUGAGGGAGAAGAGAGGGUUUUAGGAAUGGAGAGCUCUGAAGGAGAAGACAGAUUUGUAGGAAUGGAGAGCUCUGAGGGAGAAGGGAGACUUAUUCCGGAAAAGGAGAGCUCUGAGGGAGAAGGGAGACUUAUAGAAAAGGAGAGUUCUGAGGGAGAAGGAAAACCUAUUAUAGAAAAGAAGAGUUCUGAGGAAGAAGAAAAACUUACAGGAAAGGAGAGUUAUGAGGAAGAAGAGAAACUUAGUAAAGAAAAGGAGAGUUCUGAAGGAGAAGAGAGGCUUGUUGAUAGAGAGAGUUCUGAGGCAGGCAAUGGUCCUGAGAAAGAAGAGGAUCUUGUGGCAAGGGAAAAUAUCGAGGAUGGAGAAAGAUCCACAGAAAUUCAGAGUUCUCAGGAAGGAGAGAGCUCAAAAGGAAAAGAGACUUCUGUCAAAAAGAAGAACACUAGAAGAAAGAAGAGCUUUAGUAAAAGGAAGAAUUCUUUGGGAAAAAAGAGUUUUACAGCAGGGGAAAAUUCUAAAGAAAAGAGAAAUUCUGGGGAAUGGCAGGGUUCUAAAAGAAGGAAGAGUUAUGUAUUUAAAAAGGGUUCUCUCGGAAAAAAGACUAUAAGUGGGGAAGGUGUGAAGGGAAGGAAGAAUUCUAUGGAGCAGAAGAGUUCUAGGGAAAAAAGUUCUGUGAGGAAAAAAAGUGUUGCGGAAGAAAAGACUGUUCCUGUGAAAGAAAGUUCAGGAGAGGACAAAUCUACAGAAGGGAUAACUACUGGGGAAGAAAAGCAUUCUGGAGAGGAGGAUGAUUCUGGAGAAGCAAUUGUCAAAGUGGAGAAUACUGUGCAAGGGGAGAGUCAUAGAAAGGAACUUUCAUAACAUUGAGUAGGAAGAAAAAAUGGACUUUGAGCAAGAUAAACAAUGGAGAAGAUUCCUGAGAACUAAAUAAUCAUUAAAAUACAUUUCUUUCUUUCUACAUUCAUGUUUUGGCACCCUAGAAAUAUACCAGUUCCCAACCUAGUUCCAGGGUCCUCUAACAGUACCAGAUUACUUUCUGAGGAAACUUAAAGGGCAGAACAGGCAUAAUAAAUAACCACCUCAGAGAAGGACAGAAGAAUCAAAUAAUAGAAUCAAAAGACCAAAUUCAGCGCUGUGCCUGGCACAUAACUAAGUUUUAAUUAAUUAAACAAGUACCCAAAUAGGAAUCCCAUCAUAGUAUCCACAUUGCAGUGAGCCUACCACCUCUGAGAUAGCCCAAAAAAUAUGCAGAGCAUAACAUAAGGCUGGACAAGAUAGACUAUGGCUUGUCCCUCUCCCUUUCUGAGUGGCCCUGGUCUAUCCCCAGAACUCAGAGAUAUGAUCCUACAUAAAUGGACUAAAUUUUUUAAAGGGCCAUUUUUGUAUGCCACCUAUUAAUCAUCUCCUGAUGAAUUCCUCAUAUUCCUAAAUUCAAUGGGAUCUUAGCAGUCAUCUAGUUUUACUCCAUACCAAAAAUCCCUCUACAUCAGCCCAUAGGUGGUCAUGAGGUACCUGCUUGAAGACCUUUAAUUAUAGGGAGCUCAUCACCUCAUCAAGACAUCCCAUUCAAUUUCUGUUUAGUUCUAAUGACUAAGAAAUGCUUUUGACUACUUUCAUCAAGUUGCUUCCUUAUAACUUAUAAUCAUUUUAUUCCUAGUUCUCCCCAUACACACCCACUCCAGAAGCUAACCAGAACAAUGACUCCUUAUUUCUUUCUGUUAGUUGUUAUGUCAGUGGACUCCUUCAUUUCCUUCAGUCCCCAGUCCCCCAAGAAAUAUGGCUUCUCUCUAAUU